AUGGACAGCAUGGAUGACCGUUCAGAGGAUGGCCGUGACCGUUCAUCCACGGAGCUGCCGCCAGCGCCAUAUUCCUUCUAUGACAAACUCGGCGACGCAUUGACGGCUGAUUGGAACCCGCGUGAGCAUGGCCUGCAAGGGCUGCAAGAAUCCCCUCCCGACUUCAACACUGCAAUCGUUUCUGCCGUGGAGCGAUCCGAUACCCCGUGUCCACCGAACAUUGUCGUCCAGAUUGUCGGUAGCUGUGGUGUUGUGCAGUCAUUCGUUGCACUGGGCACCACCUUGAAGCGUUAUGGCCACCGCGUCCGCAUUGCCGCCCAUAAUGAGUCCAUCGACGGCGAUCCGGCUUAUCUAAUGGACUCUAUGGUCAAGAACCCCGGACUUCUACCGCAAGUGAAAACGUCGCGCGAGGGAUAA
Messenger RNA from Sporothrix brasiliensis 5110, 417 nucleotides. RefSeq lists its product as uncharacterized. The transcript has 3 exons. Bases 1 to 417 code for a protein of 138 amino acids. The record is from RefSeq and is a predicted model, not a curated record. Lineage: Eukaryota; Fungi; Ascomycota; Sordariomycetes; Ophiostomatales; Ophiostomataceae.